Pogonomyrmex barbatus (red harvester ant) is the source of this 513-nucleotide messenger RNA. RefSeq lists its product as uncharacterized. Lineage: Eukaryota; Metazoa; Arthropoda; Insecta; Hymenoptera; Formicidae. The record is from RefSeq and is a predicted model, not a curated record.
AUGAGGGAGGAUGGUGUGCUCAAGCACAUUAGCGAGAUUGAUGUGUCUAAGGUUAGUAGGAGACUGGAAUUCGAAGAAAAUUUCGGAAGCAACUACAAAGUCACACUUAGGAUAAUGGAAAGAGCAAGCACAACCAAAAAAGACGCGAACAGUGCUAUUAAGAAGAUUAACGAAGACAAAGAAAAAGACGGAUACAGAGCGGGAAUAGAAGACCGGGACACGUGCUUCAAAGGUGUUGUACCGCUAUACUUGGACUCAAUCAUGGACUUCUACGAUUUACUCACAAAACCAGAGGAUGUCGUAAGAAUAGAAAGAAUGAUGAGAAGAAGAUGGAACAAGGAGGAGAAUAAGGUAGAAUACGAGCCGGUUGAUUCGGUGAUAAUUACUUUAAGGGAAUCAGCCCAGGGACAAGAUAAGUUUCUCAACGAUUUAGCCGUACUAAGAGUAAGACCAUAUGUGGCCCCACUCUGCACCUCUUAUAUUCAAUGUAUGCAUGCAUGGUUCCCUUUCUGA